This is a messenger RNA of Pseudovirgaria hyperparasitica, 1047 nucleotides long. Its product is annotated as small glutamine-rich tetratricopeptide repeat-containing protein A. Gene Ontology annotation, cellular component: membrane; TRC complex. Lineage: Eukaryota; Fungi; Ascomycota; Dothideomycetes; Acrospermales; Acrospermaceae. Gene Ontology annotation, biological process: post-translational protein targeting to endoplasmic reticulum membrane. Gene Ontology annotation, molecular function: molecular adaptor activity; protein binding. The transcript is spliced from 2 exons. The record is from RefSeq and is a predicted model, not a curated record. The coding region runs from base 1 to 1047 and encodes 348 amino acids.
AUGGCUUCCCAAGCAACCUCAAAGAAGCGCCUCGCGCUCGCAAUGAUCAACUUCCUCAACACCUCUGCGACCGACGGUACCAUAGAUAGCGAAGACGUAGAGUCAAUCGAGAUUGCCACCAACUGUAUCGCCGAAGCCUUCAAGGUCGAUGCCUCCGACACAAAGGCCAUGGCCGACGCCCUCGGCGGCCAGAAUCUCCUCUCCAUAUACUCUGUCUAUGAGAAACUCAAGGGGCGCAGCACACCCAGCACUGAGGGUCCAAGCAGUGCGACGGAAGCACGACCGGCAACACCACAGACCAGCGCGACAGGCGCAGGAGGGAAGGAGGAGGCCGAAAAGCUCAAAGGUCAGGGCAACGCGGCAAUGCAGAAGAAGGAUUACAAGUCAGCAAUCGAGUUCUACACUAAGGCGCUGGAUUUGACUCCGCUGAACCCUAUUUACCUUUCCAAUCGUGCUGCGGCGUACAGUGGAUCGCAGAUGCACGAAGAGGCAAAGCAAGAUGCCGAGAUGGCGGUCGCUGCGGAUCCGAAGUACACAAAGGCUUGGAGCAGACUUGGACUUGCGAAGUAUGCGCUUGGUGAUGCUAAAGGCAGUAUGGAGGCCUACAAGGCAGGUAUCGACGCCGAGGGUAGCGGAGGCAGUGAUGCCAUGAAGAGAGGCUACGAGACAGCAAAGAGAAAGUAUGAAGAAGAGGCCGGAGAUGUCGGGGCUCCAGAUGCAUCAAGAGGCAUGCCGGGUGGCGGAGCUGGUAGUAUGCCAGAUCUUUCUGCGCUGGCUGGAAUGUUUGGCGGAGGCGGAGGUGCAGGUGCAGGUGGCAUGCCCGAUCUUGGCGCAUUGAUGAACAAUCCAAUGAUGAGGCAGAUGGCCCAGAACCUGAUGAGCAACCCAGAUGCGAUGAACAACCUGAUGAGCAACCCGAGACUAAGAGAGAUGGCCGAGAACUUCUCAGGAGGCGGUGGUGGCCAAGGGGUAAAUAAUGGCGGACAGGGAGGUGGCAUGCCUGAUCUUUCGAGUCUGAUGAACGAUCCGAGUAUUGCUGAGAUGUAA